Messenger RNA from Zychaea mexicana, 1236 nucleotides. RefSeq lists its product as uncharacterized. Bases 1 to 1236 code for a protein of 411 amino acids. NCBI's taxonomy places the organism in Eukaryota, Fungi, Mucoromycota, Mucoromycetes, Mucorales, Lichtheimiaceae. The transcript has 4 exons. The record is from RefSeq and is a predicted model, not a curated record.
AUGAUCCCAGCUGAAGAACAAGAUCUAGUUUUGGAAGUCAACCCUCCUAAGGACUGGAUAGAUAGCAUGGAACUCUCGGACACUGCCAAGGAGAUCCUACAAGAUGCACACUUCCCUGCAGACCUGAAACAAGUCCUGUAUGUCCGACUCUCACGCCAACGAGACAUCAGCCUGCAAGAAUAUGAACAAAGUUUACUCUCAGACAACAGCUCAGGCUCCCCUUCCGACCUAAGCACACGCAUACCUACAAAAUCGCAGCUCGAAUGCAAUCCCAUUACCAUCUAUGCACCAGCAACGUCGCCGACCCAACAACGGCAAUUUUUCACAUCCCUCUACAACUCAACCAUCUUUAAUCAACAACAUCCCUAUCCCGAACGAUUGAUUCUCUCUGGGGAUUUCAACUUUAGCCACCAAUGCUCAGGGUACCAUCUCAACGCACUGUCAGCCUGGUUCACUAUGCUACACCAACACGUCAUCAACUGCAUCAACCAUGAUCCGCAAGAGACACUGCAGCCGACGUUUCGUCGAGUUGUCCAAAAUAUGUUAAAGACCAGGGAAGUAUUGUACGUUGCCAGUUCAUGGUCCGAUCAUGCAUUAUUGUCUGCAACCUUUAAUUUGGGUCCCUCUCCCACCGGCAAAGGCUAUUGGCGGGGCAAUCCUCUGAUUUUGGCUUCCAAGGACUUCCGACAUCAACUUGCAACUCAACUCACAGCUUUCUUCGCACGCAGCGACAGCACUUCAAUACCGCAACAGCAAUGGGAGGAACCGAAGCGUCUACUAAAGCGGCAGAUGCAAGAGUAUUGCUGGCAACGCAUCAAUAAAACAACAGCUUACCCCAAACAACUACAAUCGAAAUGCAACUGGUUUUUAUGGUCAAAUCCACCCAUCACUACACGCAUAUGGCUCUUAAAGAUAAUUGAACAACAAAUAUUAGCAGCACAACAUGAAGUUUGCGACACCCUCACUUUACGUGCAGGAGAGCACUGGCGGGAGCAAGUGGAAUCGAUGCAUUCAGCCGUAACAGCUUUCUAUGAACAGUUGUAUACCCCUGACGACGUUGACGACUCAGCUAUCCAACAACUGCAGCACAACAUACCAUCCUCAGCACACCUCAGAACCAACAGCAAAGAAAGCUUAAUCGAUCCCUUCAGCAUUGAAGAUCUCCAAGACAGAGCUAAACGAGCCCCACACCAAAGUAGCCCUAGAACCGACGGUUUACCAUAUGGCAUUAUUUAG